Molecule: messenger RNA, 3765 nt
Organism: Closterium sp. Yama58-4
Lineage: Eukaryota; Viridiplantae; Streptophyta; Zygnematophyceae; Desmidiales; Closteriaceae
Source: the annotation of a GenBank genome assembly
AUGGGCGUGGACCAUUAUGUGCUCUAUGAUGUGGGCGGCGUGGACCUACAGCUGCGCUCUGUGCUGCAGCCGUUUCUGGAUGGAGGGAUCGUGGAAGUGACUGAUUUCCGUGAUGUGGUGAACUAUGAGUCAUGGUACUAUGGACAGGUCAUGAUAGUGAACGACUGUGUGUAUCGCUUCCGGCGCCUCUCCAAGUGGCUCAUGUACCUUGACUUUGACGAGUUUAUUUUCAUUGACGGCCAGGAGCGAGUACCCAACCCUAUGAACGUGCAUGAAUUCCUCGCCCCACACGAAGGCCUGCCCUAUGUGAGCCACGGGUGCCUGUGGUGGGACCACGAGCGCUGCCUGCCUGCCCAGGGCGAUAACGACCCCGGGUGGCCGUUGGAGCGCAUGCUGUGGCACUGGCCGUUCAUCUACUGCCAGGCCAAGGACAACACCACCAACCCUAAGCUGUGCCUCGAUCACUGGGGCCACCGCAAGCUGUUUGUCGAUCCCAGGAAGGUGCGAGUGGUGGAGAAUCAUGUGGUAACAGACCCCGUAGGGGGAGGCAAGGACCUGCCCACAGACGCACUCAGGCAUCACCACUUCCGUGGCAUAAUAAAGAAUGGAGCGAGCGAGUGCAGUAUAAGCAUGAAGGCGGACGAUCCCAUUGAAUGGUGGGCACAUGGGACCGAGGAGGCGGGCAGAAUGCACUAUGUGCGAACACACCCUCUCGAUAUUCCAUCGCUUGUUGCUGCACACAAGUGGUGGAAAGACUACGUGCUGAGGACACAGCGUGGCCAGUGCUCCCUCCCUCCCUUCAACUCUCAUCUUCUCAACCAUUCACCACCUUCUUCCCCUCUCUCUCCCCGUUGCUCAAUCCCACUCACUCAUUCAACGCCACGAGGUGCUCCCUCCCUCCCUUCAACUCUCAUCUUCUCAACCAUUCAACACCUUCUCCCCCUCUCUCUCCCCGUCGCUCAAUCCCAUUCACUCAUUCAACGCCACGAGGUGCUCCCUCCCUCCCUUCAACUCUCAUCUUCUCAACCAUUCAACACCUUCUCCCCCUCUCUCUCCCCGUUGCUCAAUCCCACUCACUCAUUCAACGCCACGAGGUGCUCCCUCCCUCCCUUCUACUCUCAUCUUCUCAACCAUUCAACACCUUCUCCCCCUCUCUCUCCCCGUUGCUCAAUCCCACUCACUCAUUCAACGCCACGAGGUGCUCCCUCCCUCCCUUCUACUCUCAUCUUCUCAACCAUUCAACACCUUCUCCCCCUCUCUCCCCCCGUUGCUCAAUCCCACUCACUCAUUCAACGCCACGAGGUGCUCCCUCCCUCCCUUCAACUCUCAUCUUCUCAACCAUUCAACACCUUCUCCCCCUCUCUCUCCCCGUUGCUCAAUCCCACUCACUCAUUCAACGCCACGAGGUGCUCCCUCCCUCCCUUCUACUCUCAUCUUCUCAACCAUUCAACACCUUCUCCCCCUCUCUCUCCCCGUUGCUCAAUCCCACUCACUCAUUCAACGCCACGAGGUGCUCCCUCCCUCCCUUCAACUCUAAUCUUCUCAACCAUUCAACACCUUCUCCCCCUCUCUCUCCCCGUUGCUCAAUCCCACUCACUCAUUCAACGCCACGAGGUGCUCCCUCCCUCCCUUCAACUCUCAUCUUCUCAACCAUUCAACACCUUCUCCCCCUCUCUCUCCCCGUUGCUCAAUCCCACUCACUCAUUCAACGCCACGAGGUGCUCCCUCCCUCCCUUCAACUCUCAUCUUCUCAACCAUUCAACACCUUCUUCCCCUCUCUCUCCCCGUUGCUCAAUCCCACUCACUCAUUCAACGCCACGAGGUGCUCCCUCCCUCCCUUCAACUCUCAUCUUCUCAACCAUUCAACACCUUCUCCCCCUCUCUCUCCCCGUUGCUCAAUCCCACUCACUCAUUCAACGCCACGAGGUGCUCCCUCCCUCCCUUCAACUCUCAUCUUCUCAACCAUUCAACACCUUCUCCCCCUCUCUCUCCCCGUCGCUCACUCUCUCUCGACCAUUCAACGCCACGAGGUGCUCCCUCCCUCCCUUCUACUCUCUUCUUCUCAACCAUUCACCACGAAAUGCUCCCUCUCUCUCUUCGACGCUCUCUCUCAACCAUUUUACACCGCAAGGCGACCAGUUUGCUGUUGUGGGUCUGGCUGCACGUGCUAUGGAUGAAGUGAGAAGGGUGGGCGAUUGCGUGUGGGAGCCACAUGCGCCCCUGGGUCUAGUCCAAGCAGGCCCAACAGGCCAAUCAGAGAACCUUGACCAAGCAGGCCCAGCACAAAAUAAUGGCCAAGCAGGCCAAAGAGUAGGCCAAGCAAGUCAAGAAGGUCAAGCUGGGAAUUUCGGUCAAGCAAGUCAAGCAAGUCAAUCAGGGGAUUUCGGUCAAGCAGGUCAAGCAAGCCAAGUAGGGAACUUCGGUCAAGCAGGUCAGCCAGGACCAGCAAGGAAUUUUGGUGAAGCAGUUCAAGCAGGCCCAGCAGGGAAUCUCGGUCAAGCAGAGGGUUUUGGCCAAGUGAAUGAGCAAAGAGGUGCUGCUUUACAGGGAAGGAUGAGGAGGCUGAUGGAGGAGAGUGUGGGAGGAGCAUGGGGGCAGACACGCAGAGUAGGAGCAAGGAAGACUGGGAUGGGUUCAUUACUGACGGUGGGGGAGAGGAGGGAGGAGAGGAGGGAGGAGGGGAUGAAGGAAAGGGGCGCGGAAGGGAGGGAAGUGGGGAAGGAAGAGGGGAAGGAGGCGAGGAGGUUGGAAGAGGUGGGGGUGGAUGGGAGGGAGUGGAUACGUGGCAGUGUGGAGGAGAUCCAUGUGGGGGAACAUCAUUCGAUGAAAUACGCCGUGCUCGUCCUGAUCUGCACUCUCAAGAGGGAAACACCUACAGGGGAGGGAGGCAGGGUGCACAUGGGCAUGGAGGGGGAGGACGUGGUGGUGUAUGAGGAGCAACCGGGGGAGGUGGUAACUGCCAUGACGCAUGCCCCCUUCCUCUACAACAUCACGCACUGCUCCCCUCCCAUCCACGGUCAGGUCAUCUCGAAGCGCAUCUACCAGUGGAUGGAUCUGCACAUCCGCAUGGGGGUGGACCACUUCUCCCUCUACGAUGUGGGCGGGGUGAACCCGCUACUGCGAGCCCUGAUUGCGCCGUUACUGGAUGGAGGGAUAGCGGAGAUCACGGAUUUUCGUGACUUGCUGAACUACGAGUCAUGGUAUCACGGCCAGGUGAUGAUAGUGAACGAGUGUGUGUAUCGCUUCCGCCGCCUCUCUAAGUGGAUCAUGUACCUUGACUUUGACGAGUUCAUGUUCAUCAAUGGCCAGGAGCGCAUGCCCACGCCGCUCAGCGUGCACCACUUCCUCAUGCCCUACGAAGGAAUGCCCUACGUCACCCACGGCAGCCUCUGGUGGGACCUGGACCGCUGCCUGCCCUCCCAAGGCCCUGACGACCCCAGGUGGCCACUGGAGCGCAUGCUAUGGCACGGGCCAGGGGUCUUCUGCAAGGCCAGGGACAACCACACCAAGCCCACCAUGUGCCUGGACCACUAUGGCCACCGCAAACUGUUUGUGGACCCCCGACGGGGCAUAAUCAGGCAGGGCAUCAAGGAAUGCACGCUGAUAAUGAAGGAGCAUGACAACAUAACCUGGUGGUCAUGGGGAAGAGAGGAGGUAGACAGAAUGCAAUACGUGCGCACCCACCCCCUCGACAUGCAAUACCUCGUUGUGGCACACAGGUGGUGGCGAGAGUAUGCGCAGAUGACACACCAAGGCCAGUACUGA